CUUUCGCCUUUCUUCUCUCGGCAGAGCGCUUCCCGACACAGGCCGGUCCACGCUGUCCCGGUGGGGCAGGACGCAGAUCACCGAGACGCCUCCGCGACACGUACCUGCCGGUUUGGCAUGUGACUGGCAGCGAGCGUCCCUUUUUCACGCGAAGCAAACGGGAGCGCCGCUCGGCAGGAAAGGGCUCGACUUUCUUUCUUUCUUUCUUUUUUUAUCGGGGAUAAGGAGCUCUCCGGUUGUUGCCGGGUGUCCCGCCCGCGACAGAGAUGGAGUGGCUGUGCGGACCAGAGCUGCCCUUUUGGGAAGCCAAUCAGACACUCCACACAGAUCGACCCGAUCUCCCAGAGUGCUUCCAGCUAUCUGUCCUGUCAUGGCUGCCAUGCAUCUACUUAUGGGCAGUGAGCCCUAUCUACCUCUUCUAUCUCAAGAUGAACAACAGGGGCUACAUCAUGAUGUCCAUCAUGAACAGGUUCAAAACGGUGUUUGGCUUGUUGUUAUGGAUAGUGUGUUGGACAGAUCUCUUCUCGACAUUCCACGAGCUGCGGCAGGGAAUCAGCCAUCCGCCCAUCUACUUUGUCACCCCGCUGGUACUCGGCAUGACCAUGCUGUUGGCCACAUUUCUGAUCCAGUUUGAGAGGUUACGCGGGGUUCAGUCUUCGGGGGUCCUCUUCAUCUUCUGGUUCCUGUCUGUGCUGUGUGCCAUCGUGCCUUUCCGCUCCAAGAUCCUACAGGCCUCCAGCAAGAGUGAGGUGACAGACAAGCUGCGAUUCACCACGUUCUACUUUUACUUCGGCCUGGUGGUCUGUGAGCUGAUCCUCUGCUGCUUCAAUGAGAAACCUCCUCUCUUCUCCAAUGCUGUCACAGAUCCUAAUCCCUGCCCAGAAACCUCAGCAGGUUUUCUCUCCACCAUGACAUUUUGGUGGUUCACAAGUAUGGCCAUUAAAGGCUACAAAAUGCCCCUGGAGGCCAAAGACCUGUGGUCUCUGAACCAGCGCGACAGCUCCAAGGUGAUGGUCCCAAAACUCCUUAAAGAGUGGGAGAAGGAGCUGGCCAAAGCCAAGAGUGAACCGAAUCUGUCCAGCCAGGCUCUGUACUCCAAGCCCCUGCCGUCGACCACCAACCACAUUGUAGGCGGAGGGGGGGGUGGUGAAAGCAGCCCGGAGGAAGUGGAGGUGCUGCUGUCCAAUCAGAAAUCUUCUCCCCGCCAGCCGUCCUUCCUGCGUGCCCUCAUCAAAGCCUUCGGACCCUACUUUCUGAUUGGCUCGGCCUUCAAGCUCCUGCAGGAUAUCAUCACCUUCGUCAACCCUCAGCUGCUCAGGAUGCUGAUCAUAUUCACAAAACAGGAAGGUGUUCCUGAUUGGUGGGGCUAUGCACUGGCCUUCCUCAUGUUCUUCACAGCUUUCCUGCAGACGCUCAUCCUCCACCAUCACUUCCAGUACUGUUUCGUCACCGGCAUGAAUGUACGCACAGCUAUCAUAGGAGCAAUCUACAGGAAGGCACUGGUGAUAACUAACGCUGCCAAGCGUUCGUCUACAGUGGGAGAGGUUGUCAACCUGAUGUCUGUGGACGCACAGAGGUUCAUGGACCUCACCACCUUCCUCAACAUGUUGUGGUCCGCUCCCCUUCAGAUUAUGCUGGCACUUUAUUUCCUGUGGCAGAACCUCGGUCCAUCUGUGCUGGCUGGGGUGGCUGUCAUGAUCAUGUUGAUACCGUUUAACGCCGUCAUCGCCAUGAAGAUGCGAGGCUACCAGGUGGAGCAGAUGCGGUUAAAGGACUCGCGCAUCAAGCUGAUGAACGAGAUCCUGAACGGCAUAAAAGUCCUAAAGCUGUAUGCCUGGGAGAACUCCUUCAAGGAAAAGGUCCUGGCCAUUCGGCAGAAGGAGCUCAACGUGCUGCGCAAGACCGCCUACCUGGGAGCGCUGUCCACCAUGGCCUGGACCAGCGCCCCUUUCAUGGUUGCCUUGACAUCAUUUGCUGUGUAUGUGUACGUGACCGUGGAUGAGAACACAGCGCUGGAUGCAGAGAGGGCCUUUGUGUCGCUCUCGCUCUUCAACAUCCUCAGGUUUCCCCUCAACAUGCUUCCACAGGUCAUCAGCAGCAUAGUACAGGCCAGUGUCUCACUGAAGCGAAUCCAAAGUUUCCUGAGUCAUGAUGAGCUGGACCCAAAUUCAGUAGACCGAAACAACACGGCCACAGAGUUUUCAGUGACAGUCGCCAACGGAAAGUUCACCUGGGCUAAAGAAGAUCCUCCUGUUCUGCACAAUAUUAAUGUGAUGGUGCCCCAGGGCUCCCUGCUGGCAGUGGUGGGCCACGUUGGCUGUGGCAAAUCCUCUCUGAUCUCUGCCCUGCUGGGUGAAAUGGAGAGACUGGAGGGAGAGGUUUCUAUACGGGGGUCAGUGGCAUACGUACCGCAGCAGGCCUGGAUACAGAACAUCACCCUGCGUGACAACAUCCUGUUUGGGAAACCCUACAAUGAGCAGAAGUACCGCAGCGUUCUGGAAGCCUGUGCCUUAACCCCUGACCUAGAAGUGUUGCCUGGAGGAGAUUUGACUGAGAUAGGAGAAAAGGGGAUCAACCUCUCAGGGGGCCAGCGACAGAGGGUGAGCCUGGCCCGAGCCCUGUACAGCGACACUGACGUCUACCUGCUGGACGACCCGCUGUCCGCCGUGGACGCCCACGUGGCCAAACACAUCUUUGACAAUCUCAUUGGUCCAGAUGGGGCACUGAAGGGCAAGACACGCAUUCUGGUGACUCACGGCAUCAGCUUCCUGCCCCAGGUGGAUAACAUCAUGGUGAUGGUGGACGGCCGGGUGUCGGAGAUGGGCUCCUACCAGGAGCUUCUCAAACAGGACGGAGCCUUCGCAGAGUUCCUCAGGAACUACGCCCUGGAGGACAUAGUGGAGGAGGACGAGGCCAUUGAGGAGUUAAUUGAAGAUGAGGAGUUGUUCCCCGAUGACGCCCUGAGCAACCACGCAGACAUGGUGGACAACGAACCAGUGAUCAACGAAGCUAAGAGAAAUUUCAUAAGGCAGAUCAGCAUCGUUUCAGCAGAUGGAGAGAACCCCAGGUUCCGCUCGGUGAGGAGACAAGGCUGCAGCCAGAGGAAACACUCGGAGCCACAAGAGAAGAAGAAACCACACGAUAUGGUGAAGCUGAUCCAGACAGAGAACACAGAAACAGGCAGGGUGAAAACCAAAGUGUACCUGGAGUAUGCUAAGGCAGUGGGGCCACUGCUGUCGGUGUUCAUCUGCUUCCUGUACGGCUGCCAAAACGCCGCCUCCAUCGGAUCAAACAUCUGGCUCAGCGAGUGGACCAACGACGCCGCGAGAAAUGCGACCAAGGAAAAUCUGAAUAUGAGGGUGGGGGUGUACGCCGCACUGGGCACUGCACAAGGUGUGCUGUUGUUGGUUAACUGCCUGUUGUGCCGGGCCUACAGUAUGCUGCGGGCCGCCAAGCUCAUGCACGGCAACUUGCUCCAGGGGGUCCUGCGAGCACCGCAGGUCUUCUUCGAGAGCACCCCCACUGGGCGGUUGCUAAACCGCUUCAGCAAAGACAUUGACACUAUAGACUCCCACAUUCCAGAAAACAUUGACAUAUGGAUGCGCACUUUCUGGUACACACUGAAUGUGCUGCUCAUAUGCUCUGUCCUCACCCCAAUGUUCCUCAUAGUGGUAGCACCGUUAAUGGUGUUCUAUUGGUGGGUUCAGAGAUUUUACGUCGCCACGUCCCGGCAGCUAAAGCGCCUGGAGUCUGUCAGCCGCUCUCCCAUAUACUCCAAUUUCUCCGAGACCAUCACUGGCGCGAGUGUAAUCCGCGCCUACGGCAGACACUCUGCCUUCGUUCUGAUGAGCGAUACCAAAGUGGACGAGAACCAAAAGAGUUACUACCCUGGUAUAGUGUCCAACAGGUGGCUCGGAGUGCGCAUCGAGUUCAUCGGGAACUGCAUAGUGCUGUUUGCUGCCAUGUUUGCUGUGACCAGAAAGCAGAGCCUGACCGCCGGCCUUGUGGGUCUGUCGGUGUCCUACGCUCUUCAGGUGACCAUGUCUCUGAACUGGAUGGUGCGAAUGACUUCAGAUCUGGAAAGCAACAUAGUGGCAGUCGAGAGAGUGAAGGAGUACUCUGAGACCAAGCCAGAGGCCCCCUGGGAGGUGGAGGACAAGAAGCCCUCUCCCAACUGGCCCGUGGAGGGGAACGUGCAGUUCCAGAACUACAGCGUUCGCUACCGAGAGGGACUGGACCUCGUCCUGAAGAACCUGACGCUGAGCGUCAAGGGAGGAGAGAAGAUUGGCAUCGUGGGUCGCACAGGGGCCGGCAAGUCCUCCAUGACGCUCUGCCUCUUCCGACUGCUGGAGGCUGCAGCAGGAGAGAUCACCAUCGACGAGGUGAAGAUAGCUGAGAUAGGCCUGCAUGACCUGAGGUCCAAACUCACAAUCAUUCCACAGGAGCCGGUGCUGUUCUCCGGGACGCUGAGGAUGAACCUCGACCCCUUUGAGCAGUGCAGUGAUGACGAGUUGUGGAAAGCUCUGGAGCAGUCUCACCUCCACAAGUUUGUCAGAAACCAGCCGGCGAAACUGGAGCUGGAGUGUACAGAGGGAGGGGAGAAUCUCAGCGUUGGCCAGAGGCAGCUGGUGUGUUUGGCUCGGGCUCUCCUGAGGAAGACGAGGAUCCUCGUUCUGGAUGAAGCGACAGCUGCCAUCGACCUGGAGACGGACGAUCUCAUCCAGUCCACCAUAAGGACCCAGUUUGAAGACUGCACCGUCUUCACCAUCGCACACAGACUCAACACCAUCAUGGAUUACACAAGAGUGCUGGUGCUGGACAAGGGUCAGGUCGCAGAGUUCGACACUCCCACAAGCCUGAUAUCGCAGAAAGGAAUCUUCUACAGCAUGGCUAAAGAUGCAGGACUGGUACUGUAGGACCGCCUCGUCAACCCAACGUCACAAAACCAGGGUGGAGGACCAGCUCAGUUAACGUCAGGCUGACUCUGAAUUUCAAACCUGCCAGUGGAGCUGCAGAGUUACCGGUCAGGUGCAUUUGGUAUAUUUUCAGGGCGCCUACUACUGAAUUGAAGCUUGAACUCUGUUGCAAUCAUUUGUAAAGUUUGUCUGAACCCAGACAUCUACACUGUCCGAAGGUUCCGGCACGUACUGUAUUGUCCUGUGGGGCAAACACCAUCUUUUUUAAUAGGAAAAAGCUAAACAAGCCAUAAGUGCAAGUACUAGUCGAUCCAAGUACGCUCUUUAGUGCCUUCUGCCAGUGGGAUGAAGAAAGACAGUGAAUGUAUCAUUUUCAUAUCGGCUGUCUGCUGCAAAACAAAAAAGGAGGAACUUUUUUAAUUUUAUUUUUUCUACAGGAAACAUACUGUACUUUCCUCAUACAAAAAAAACAGGUUUUUCUGAUAAACCCACAUAUUUUUGUACUGUACCAUUAUUUAAGCCACUUUUUAAAAGAAUGUUCUGAUCUAGGGAAGUUUGUUCAGUUAAGUAUGUGAUUCUUCUGUGAACCAAAUCUAUGAAAACUUGAAUUCUGUACCACCAAAAUAUGGAAAAAAUGAUAAUGCUUUUAUUAAAACAAAGAAAAAUAAGGAAACAGACUGUUUGUGUGCUGGCUUCAAAUUGAUACAUAAUAGGGAAGUAAUAGAUGUGCUUAUUAAAGGUGCAUUCCACAAUUCCACGGUCAAGGAAUGAGAAAGUAACGUCUACCAAAAGAGUCAGGAACAAUAUUGUGGGAACUGUAGGAACCAGCUGGUUAAAGUCUGUACCGGGGUUUGACCGAGUCGGCCUGGCCGAUUAUCUGAGACGAUAUUCAACAUUUUUUUUAGCCGAUUUGCCGAUAAAAUUAUUUACUUUUAAAAUGUGCUUAUUUGGCUUUGAUGAUGCACAUCCAUGUUUCAGCAAAGUUUUGUGUUUCCUAAAUGUUGACACUUUUUCACUGCAGACAAAUAUCGGUUAUCGGUAUCUUAGAUUAGUAAUAAUCGCUUUCGGCCCAGAAAGAGCCAUAUCGGUUGACCCCUGGUUUGUACCAUGAAUACAAGUUUAGGAAAUCAGCCGCUUCAAUUUAGAGCAUUGUUGUGUCAGGCUGUUUCUCAUGAGCCCCCUCCGCCAAUUUUAUGGAGGUCGAUAGCCGAAAAAGUUAGUCAUUUUGGUAUAAAAAAUAAAAGUAAAAUUCCCACUUAUAAGACAGAUAUCAGAAACUGAAUAUACCCAUAUUUGUGAACCCCCAUAUUGUUGUCAGCCUCACCUUAAUUUCAGUUGAAGUUUUACAUUGCAGUAGUAGAAGGAAUGAUAGUGUUCGUACAGGUACCCAAGGAUGACGGCCUGGGACCUGUGCCCAAUGGACUUGCAGCUGAGUGUGUAUUUAACACACAUUAUUUAAUACCACUGGAGAAUGUAAUGAUUCUAGUCGUCCACUAGGGCGCACUCACAGUCAAUCUGGAAUCCACUACAUGCUGUAAAAAUGAUUGCUGCCUGAAACAUGUUUCACAAUAAACCUGCUUAAGCACCUCUCAUAUCUAAA
Messenger RNA from Scophthalmus maximus (turbot), 6516 nucleotides. It is a transcript of the gene abcc3, whose product is annotated as ATP-binding cassette, sub-family C (CFTR/MRP), member 3. Gene Ontology annotation, molecular function: ATP hydrolysis activity; ABC-type transporter activity; ATP binding. Bases 267 to 4916 code for a protein of 1549 amino acids. The record is from RefSeq and is a predicted model, not a curated record. Lineage: Eukaryota; Metazoa; Chordata; Actinopteri; Pleuronectiformes; Scophthalmidae. The transcript has 31 exons. Gene Ontology annotation, cellular component: membrane. Gene Ontology annotation, biological process: transmembrane transport.